CAAAGUCUGUCUAGUGAAUUGAGUUUUUGGCCUUUCCCUCGUUCCUUCCACUUAAAAAUCCACUCAGAAAACCCUCGGCCUCAACGCUUCCCCGGCUCUCAGCCUUUUCCGCCGAGCUUCCCCGGCCUAAAAUCCAUUCUAGGCUAUUCUAGAAUUCGUCGGAGGACGGAGGAUGAUAAGCGCUUCUCUUAGAGGACGUUAUGACGGUGACGUAAGCGGCGCCAUUGGCACCGUCACCGUUGACGGCGGCGUUGUCAAGCUGAAAGCUAACAUGACCGAUGCCACCUUCGUCAAUGGCCCCUCCUUAGAAGGUCUUUCUCUCUCCCUUGAAAAACCUGGCUCUUUCCUUAUCGACUAUGACGUCCCCAAAAAGGAUGUGCGUUUUCAAUUCAUGAAUACUGUGAGUGUUUUGGAAAAGCCUUUGAACUUAACGUAUACUCAUUGGAGGGGAGACAAUAGAACUGCACUGGACGGGACGUUGGUGAUAGACUCGGCUAACAAAUUUUCGGCGAAUUACGGGUUUGAUUCUGGUAACUGCAAGUUAAAGUAUAGUUAUGUGCAUAGAGGCUUGACUACAUUCGAGCCAAGCUAUGAUUCUGCCAAAAAUUCGUGGGAUGUUGCCGUGUCACAGCGAGUGUACGAGGAUGAUGUGGUCAAGGCUUCAUAUCAAAGUUCAAGCAAGAUUUUGGGACUAGAAUGGUCUAGGAAUUCCAGUUUAAGUGGAGGAUUUAAGAUCUCUGCGUCUGUGAAUCUGGCAGAAGACUCCAAAUUUCCAACACUAAGUGCUGAGAGUAGGUUGAAUUUUGAUAUGUAGCUUGUAAACUUCUGCGAGAUUAUACUUCAGGUGCCACAUAUGGGCCAGCUUGGUCACGCAUACUGUUUUUGAAAUGAAUCAAAAAAGAAAGUUGCUGUCCUCUCAUUUGAAUAUUUCUCCAUUAAUGAAUAACAUCUCCCUUCUUGUGGCUACA
Messenger RNA from Nicotiana attenuata, 968 nucleotides. RefSeq names its product outer envelope pore protein 24, chloroplastic-like. The transcript is spliced from 3 exons. Gene Ontology annotation, molecular function: voltage-gated monoatomic cation channel activity. The record is from RefSeq and is a predicted model, not a curated record. NCBI's taxonomy places the organism in Eukaryota, Viridiplantae, Streptophyta, Magnoliopsida, Solanales, Solanaceae. Bases 173 to 814 code for a protein of 213 amino acids. Gene Ontology annotation, biological process: regulation of monoatomic ion transmembrane transport.